CAAAGAGAGAGAUCGACUUGCUUGCUGCCUCGCCGAGUGACAGUGACACAGCAGCUGCAGGGUUUCCAUCCCAAACUCAUAGUACUAGUACUGUACUUCGUCACUCGUCUUUCAUAAAUCAAAAGAAAUGGCGAGCAAUUUGUCUUCCCCAACUGUUGAACUGGUCAAAGAUAAGGAACGAUUUGACAAAAUUUUGAAAGAUGCUGCUUCGCGUCUCGUGGUGGUACACUUUGCUGCGUCCUGGGCCGAGCAGUGUCAACAAAUGGGAGAUGUGGCAAAUGAACUGUCCAAAGACCCUGCCUAUGCUGAUGUCACCUUUAUCACAGUUGAUGCUGAGAGUUUAGCAGAAGUCUCCUAUGAAUAUGAGAUUGUGGCUGCACCUACCUUCGUGUUCAUAAAGGGUGGCAAAAUGAUUGACAGGCUGGAUGGUGCAAACGCAGCAGAACUGACCGGGAAGGUGAACAAGCACUCAUCCAGGUCUGUGAGUGACCUCAACCAACCGUCAGCCAAACAGAAUCUAAAUGAACGGCUGAAGAGACUGAUCAACUCCGCCCCUGUAAUACUGUUCAUGAAAGGAGACCCGAAUACUCCCAGAUGUGGUUUCAGUCGCCAGAUGAUCCAGAUUCUGAAUGAACAAAACGUCAAGUAUUCUACUUUUGACAUCCUGGAGGAUGAUGAUGUGCGGCAAGGUCUGAAAGCUUUCUCCAACUGGCCCACAUUUCCCCAGCUGUAUGUGAAAGGAGAGCUCAUGGGAGGCUUGGACAUUGUGAAGGAGAUGGUGGAGUCAGGGGAGAUUAAGGACUUGGUCCCGUCUACGCAAGAUCUGAACACGAGAUUGAAGAACCUCAUCAACCAGUCCCCUGUGGUGCUCUUUAUGAAGGGUUCUCCCAGCACCCCCCGCUGCGGAUUCAGCAGAACUACAAUUGGGAUUUUAAACGAGACAGGCGUGCCGUACACAACCUUUGACAUUUUAAGUGAUGACGAAGUCCGGCAAGGUUUGAAGACAUACUCAGAUUGGCCUACCUACCCCCAACUGUAUGUGAAAGGAGAGUUGAUGGGAGGACUUGACAUUAUCAAAGAGAUGAAAGAGAAUGGUGAGCUGGAGGCUGCUCUCAAAGAAUGAGGAAGACAGCUCCAGCUGAGACCACCCCUGCGCACUCGUUGUUGUUUUUUUACAUCCAUGCUUUUUAUUUAAAAGUUUUGUAUUAUCUGGAUGAAAAACAUGCUGAAUUCAAAGCCAUGCCUAAUAAACAGACUGUACAGUUGAGAUUGUACACAAGUGUUUCA
Messenger RNA from Aplysia californica (California sea hare), 1287 nucleotides. RefSeq names its product glutaredoxin-3. NCBI's taxonomy places the organism in Eukaryota, Metazoa, Mollusca, Gastropoda, Aplysiida, Aplysiidae. The transcript has 10 exons. The record is from RefSeq and is a predicted model, not a curated record. Bases 128 to 1123 code for a protein of 331 amino acids.